AUGCUGCUGAUGAACAAAGAUGCCAUGAGAGUUUCUCCCGCGGUUGAUUUCCUCAGUUAUAGCAUAAGCAGCCCAACCAUCGGAAACAAUAUGGCUUCCAGGCUGAAUGUAUACCGCGACACAAUCGCUACUUUCAGAGUCUCUGUUCGCCGAUCUAGCACCUCAACUAAGAAAUACUUUCCCAAAACCUGUUCCAUACCAGCGAAUGGCCAGUGCGUCAUUGCCCACGCAGGACGAAAAGCUCACGAGGAAAGCAAAUUCCUUAAACCGGAACGAAAAGCUCAUGAAGAAACCAAAUUCUCUAAACCAGAACGAAAACCUCAAGAAGAAUCCAAAUUCCCUAUACCAGGACGAAAAGCCCACGAGGAAAGCAAAUUUCUUAAACCGGAACGAAAAGCUCAUGAAGAAACCAAUUACUCUAAACCAGAACGAAAAGCUCAUGAAGAAACCAAUUUCUCUAAGCCAGAACGAAAAGCUUAUGAAGAAACCAACUUCCUUAAACCGGAACGAAAAGCUCAUGAAUAA
Messenger RNA from Acanthosepion pharaonis, 525 nucleotides. The record is from the annotation of a GenBank genome assembly. Lineage: Eukaryota; Metazoa; Mollusca; Cephalopoda; Sepiida; Sepiidae.